AUGGGGAAUCUCAAAAACAUUACGUGGCUCAACGGUAUCGACAGUCUAGGCCCCGACGACGUAAACAUUAUCCCAUUCGACGCCAUCACCACCGAGGUAAAAGAUGACUCCUUCUGCGGCUUACCCCUCAUUUCACCACCGCCAGUUUUGUCACUGGGAGAAUUCAAUCAGAUCUUCCCAAAGUCAGUCAACCUCACCUUGGACGCAUCAUCAAUACAACCAUAUUCUCCCCUCCAACUCAACCAGAACAUAUCACAGAAUGAGAUAUUUAGCCUAUCGUGCAUUGCACCAUCGGCCUUGAGACAGGCCGAAAAUCUGAAGACUACGCAAGAAUGCGUCUCCUCGGAUAUGAAAGCACAACCCAACGGCCCGAAUGCGAACAGAGAAAACUCCAUCGCUUCUAUCGAACCUACUAAGCCGAAGCCUGAACUGGUAAAUGGCAGCCUUGCCUCCAAUACCAAAUCAACCAUGCAACCAUCAAAACCAUUAAUGCCCCUAGCCCAUCAUGAACUGCUGCUCAAACGUAACCGACAAGCAGCGAAACGAUGCCGUCAAAAAAGAAAACUACAGAACCAGCAGGACGAAUCGACUCUGAAAAAGCAAGCCGCUAGGAACAAGGAACUGUUGGCUGGUACCAAUAGGCUACAAUACGAGUUGUUGGAUCUGCGACUUGAAAUCCUCAAGCAUUCACAGUGUGAGGGGUACAUCAAGCGGUACGUGGAGCAGAUGACGGGAAGGGUCCUUAGUGAGGAUACUGCAAGUGAUGUUCAGCAGGCAACUACUGUGGUUUCAGCAAAUAACAAAGAAAAAAGACUUGUAUCGUUGCCGGCAGCAAUGUCUCACUAUCCUGACAAAUCAGAAAAGGCAGAUUGA
Penicillium waksmanii is the source of this 873-nucleotide messenger RNA. Its product is annotated as bZIP transcription factor. Bases 1 to 873 code for a protein of 290 amino acids. The transcript has a single exon. Gene Ontology annotation, molecular function: DNA-binding transcription factor activity. The record is from RefSeq and is a predicted model, not a curated record. Lineage: Eukaryota; Fungi; Ascomycota; Eurotiomycetes; Eurotiales; Aspergillaceae. Gene Ontology annotation, biological process: regulation of DNA-templated transcription.